CAACCUCUCAGCUAGCAGGGCGAGCUGGGAACCAGUGACCGCUCGUUUCCUCCGGGCUGUGUCCCCUUCCUGACGGGAAAGGAGCGCGCUCGGGGCUCGUCGCCUGCGGAGCGGGGCGAGCCGGGGCAGCAGCGCGGAGGGGACCGGCCCGAGCCCGGCCCCGCUGGGUCACUUGGCGGGGUCUUUUGUUGUCCUUGUCCGGAGCGCAGCGCCGGGAGAAGGCGCCGGGCUGGGAGCUCCGAUCCUCCUCGCUGCACCAUGACAGAAGAAAGCAAGGGGGAAGGCAAGGGGGAGAGCGGGAAGGACUUGGAGAAGCAGCUUCGCUUACGCGUGUGCGUCCUCAACGAGCUGCUCAAGACGGAGCGGGACUACGUGGGCACGCUGGAGUUCCUGGUGUCGGCUUUUCUUCACCGAAUGAUCCAAUGUGCUGCAGCCAAAGUGGAUAAAAAUGUCACAGAAGAAACAGUUAAGAUGUUGUUUUCAAAUAUUGAAGAUAUUCUUGCAGUUCACAAAAACUUCCUGUCCCUUGUGGAGGAUUGUUUACAGCCAGAACCUAAUGCACAGCAUGAAGUUGGAACCUGCUUUCUGAAUUAUAAAGAGAAAUUCCGUAUCUAUGAUGAAUACUGUAGUAACCACGAGAAGGCACAGAAAGUUCUUCUUGACCUGAACAAAAUAAGAACAGUGCGGACGUUUCUUUUGAAUUGCAUGCUCCUUGGCGGACGCAAGAAUACAGAUGUACCCCUGGAGGGAUAUCUAGUGACACCAAUACAGAGAAUAUGCAAGUAUCCCCUUCUUUUGAAGGAAUUACUGAAGCGGACUCCAAGGAAGCACAGUGACUAUGCAGCUCUAAUGGAAGCUCUCCAGGCCAUGAAAGCUGUCUGUUCCAACAUAAAUGAGGCCAAGAGACAAAUGGAAAAAUUAGAAUUUUUGGAAGAAUGGCAGUCUCAUGUUGAAGGAUGGGAGGGGUCCAACAUCACAGACACAUGUACAGAGAUGCUGCGAAGUGGACUGCUACUGAAAAUUUCAGCAGGAAAUAUCCAAGAGAGGAUAUUUUUUCUUUUUGAUAAUCUUCUUGUCUACUGCAAAAAAAAGCACAGGAGGUUGAAGAACAGCAAGGCAUCGACAGAUGGCCACCGUUACCUUUUCCGGGGCAGAAUAAACACGGAGGUGAUGGAAGUAGAGAACGUGGAUGAUGGAACAGCUGACUACCACAGCAGUGGCCACACUGUUAUUAAUGGCUGGAAGAUCCACAACACCGCAAAGAAUAAAUGGUUUGUAUGCAUGGCAAAAACCCCUGAAGAGAAGCAAGAAUGGCUGGAAGCUAUUUUGAAAGAGCGAGAGAGAAGAAAAGGUUUAAAAUUGGGCAUGGAACAGGACACUUGGGUGAUGAUCUCUGAGCAAGGAGAAAGAUUGUACAAAAUGAUGUGCAAACAAGGGAAUCUCAUCAAAGACAGGAAGAGGAAAUUAACCACUUUCCCCAAAUGCUUUCUUGGAAGUGAAUUUGUGUCCUGGCUCUUGGAAAUUGGAGAGAUACACAAAUCUGAAGAAGGUGUUCAUCUUGGCCAAGCUUUACUAGAGAAUGGCAUUAUUCACCAUGUUACAGAUAAGCACCAAUUCAAACCUGAACACAUGCUUUACAGAUUCCGAUAUGAUGAUGGAACAUACUAUCCCAGAAAUGAGAUGCAGGAUGUGAUCUCCAAGGGUGUACGGCUGUACUGUCGUCUUCACAGUCUCUUUACCCCAGUAAUCAGGGAUAAAGACUAUCACUUGAGAACUUACAAAUCUGUGGUUAUGGCUAACAAAUUCAUAGAUUGGUUGAUUGCCCAGGGGGAUUGCCGGACAAGGGAGGAAGCUAUGAUAUUUGGUGUAGCUCUUUGUGAUAAUGGGUUUAUGCACCAUGUGUUAGAGAAAAGUGAAUUUAAAGAUGAACCACUGCUGUUCCGUUUUUAUGCGGAUGAAGAAAUGGAAGGAUCAAAUAUGAAGCACAGACUCAUGAAACAUGAUCUAAAAGUAGUGGAAAAUGUCAUAGCCAAGUCAUUACUGAUUAAAUCUAAUGAAGGAACCUAUGGUUUUGGUUUAGAAGAUAAAAAUAAGGUGCCAAUUAUUAAAGUGGUGGAGAAAGGAUCAAAUGCUGAGAUGGCAGGCUUGGAAGUUGGGAAGAAAAUCUUUGCCAUUAACGGUGACCUGGUUUUUCUGCGCCCCUUCAGUGAAGUGGAUUGCUUCUUGAAAGCCUGUUUAAACAGCAGAAAGCCCCUGCGGGUUCUUGUGAGCACUAAACCUCGAGAGACAGUGAAGAUUCCUGACUCUGCAGAUGGACUUGGAUUCCAAAUCCGGGGUUUUGGCCCGUCUGUUGUCCAUGCUGUUGGGAGAGGAACAGUGGCAGCUGCAGCAGGUCUCCACCCUGGCCAGUGCAUAAUCAAAGUGAAUGGAAUUAAUGUCAGCAAAGAGACUCAUGCCAGUGUUAUUGCUCAUGUCACAGCCUGCAGGAAGUACAGGAGGCCAAUGCAGCAAGAUUCUAUACAGUGGGUUUACAACAGCAUUGAAAGUGCACAGGAAGAUCUUCAGAAAACAAACACCAAACCCUCUGGAGAUGAUGGAGGCGAUGCCUUUGACUGUAAAGUGGAAGAAGUAAUUGACAAAUUUAACACUAUGGCAAUAAUUGAUGGGAAGAAAGAUCAUGUGAGUCUGACUGUUGACAAUGUUCAUCUGGAGUAUGGAGUGGUUUAUGAGUAUGACAGCACAGCUGGAAUAAAGUGCCAUGUCUUGGAAAAAAUGAUUGAACCAAAGGGAUUUUUCAGUUUGACUGCAAAGAUUCUUGAAGCACUGGCAAAAAGCGAUGAACAUUUUGUGCAGAAUUGCAAUAGUCUCAAUUCCUUAAAUGACGUGAUCCCCACUGAACUUCAAAGUAAAUUCAGUGUCAUUUGCAGUGAGAAAAUUGAGCAUAUCUACAGAAGAAUCUCUAGUUAUAAAAAGUUUUCAAGAGUAUUAAAAAACAGAGCUUGGCCUACCUUCAAGCAAGCCAAGUCAAAGAUUUCACCACUUCACAGCAGUGACUUCUGUCCAACCAAUUGCCAUAUCAAUGUGAUGGAAGUGUCUUACCCUAAGACCUCAACUUCCCUUGGUAGUGCCUUUGGUGUACAGUUAGACAGCAGAAAACAUUCUUCCCAUGAAAAGGAAAAUAAAAACACUGACCAAGGUAAACUGAAUCCCAUGAUUUAUGUCCAACAUACCAUUACUACUAUGGCUGCCCCUUCAGGACAGUCCCUUGGCCAGCAAGAGGGCCAUGGUCUGAGGUACCUCUUAAAAGAAGAAGACUUAGAAACACAAGAUGUCUAUCAAAAAUUGCUGUUCAAAUUACAAGCUGCGCUGAAAGAGGUGGAAACCUGUGUCUGUCAAAUAGAUGACCUUCUUUCUUCAAUAACGUAUUCUCCCAAAUCAGAACGUAAAACACCUGAGCCUUUAAUACCAGCAGACAGUGAUAAUGAAAAGGGUGAAAGGAAUGGGAAGAAAGUCUGUUUCAGUGUAACAGGUGAUGAACAAGAAGAUUCUGGUCAUGAUACCAUCAGUAACAGGGAUUCUUACAGUGACUGCAACAGCAAUAGGAACUCAAUUGCCUCUUUCACCAGCAUUUGUAGCAGUCAGUGCAGUUCUUAUUUUCACAGUGAUGAAAUGGAUUCAGGUGAUGAGCUUCCCAUAAGUGUUCGAAUCUCUCAUGAUAAACAGGACAAGCUCCAUAGCUGCUUGGAGCAUCUUUUUGGUCAAGUAGAUUCCAUUGCCAAUCUUUUGAAAGGACCAGCUGUGAUGAGGGCCUUUGAGCAGACAAAAUACUUUACACCUGGACGAGGCCUCCAAGAGUUUCAGCAAGAAAUGGAACCAAAGCUCAGCUGUCCAAAGAGGCUACGGCUCCACAUCAAGCAAGACCCUUGGAACCUCCCCAGCAGUGUCCGGAGCCUUGCCCAGAAUAUCAGGAAAUUUGUUGAAGAGGUGAAGGCACGAAUACUCUUGGCACUUCUAGAAUAUACAGACAGCGAGAUACAACUGAGGCGAGACAUGGUCUUCUGUCAGAGCCUGGUGGCCACAGUCUGCGCGUUUUCAGAGCAGCUGAUGGUGGCCUUAAAUCAGAUGUUUGACAACAACAAAGAAUAUGAAAUGGAGACCCUGGAGGCCAGCAGGAGGUGGCUGGAACAGAUAGCCAGUGCAGGUCUUCUCCUUCAUUUCCAGUCCCUGCUCUCUCCAAACCUGGCUGAUGAACAAGCUAUGCUAGAAGAUACACUGGUUGCAUUGUUUGACUUGGAAAAAGUUACUUUCUACUUCAGACAAUCAGAGCCAGAACCACUAGUUGCAAAUGUACCAAUCACAUACCAAGCAGAAGGAAGCCGGCAAACACUGAAGGUUUACUUCUACCUUGAUGGUUACCAUUUUGAACAGCUUCCACAAAGGCUGAAGAAUGGAGGAGGAUUUAAAAUCCACCCAGUACUUUUUUCGCAAGCAUUGGAGAGCAUGGAAGGAUACUAUUACAGAGACAGUGUCUCAGUGGAAGAAUUUCAAGCUCAGAUUAAUGCUGCCUCACUAGAAAAAGUCAAGCAGUAUAACCAGAAGCUACGGGCAUUCUACCUGGACAAGUCAAACUUGCCUCCAAAUUCAACAUCUAAAGCAGCUUAUAUAGAUAAGCUGAUGAGGCCUCUCAAUUGCUUGGAUGAGCUUUACAGGCUCAUAGGGUCCUUUAUCCGAUCCAAGCGCACGGCUGCCUGCGCGUACACGGCCUGCAGCGCUUCCGGGGUCGGACUGCUCUCCGUGUCCUCGGAGCUCUGCAGCAGGCUUGGGGCUUGUCACAUCAUCAUGUGCAACAGCGGAGUUCACCGGUGCACUCUGAGCGUCACCCUGGAGCAGGCGAUCACGCUGGCCCGGAGCCAUGGGCUGCCCCCUCGCUACAUCAUGCAAGCCACGGAUGUGAUGCGCAAACAGGGUGCGAGAGUACAAAACACAGCCAAGAAUUUAGGAGUGAGGGAUCGAACGCCACAGUCUGUGCCAAGAUUAUACAAGCUGUGCCAGCCACCACCACCUGUUGGAGAAGAAUGAGGAGAUCUGCUCCAGAAAAGAACCCAGUAAUGGCCUUUAGGAUACUGGGACUAUAUGACAAAAAUCCAACUGCACUAUAGCAGUAUGUCCCUGCAGCUUUGAUAAAUAAGAAAAUAAAUCUUUUACUCAGGACGAAGAAAGAAACACAUUGGCAUUGAAAAAUGUCUUCCCAAAAGCAUUUCUGAAAUCUGUGCACUCCACCCUUAUACACAUAGGAUAGUACUCUUCCUUGGGAAUUUUACACUGGAAUCAGAUUAAGUUGAUGCGUCUUGUUUAGCCACAUGAGAGGUAUAACCAGCAGUUUGAAAAAGGUCUUGUUCAGAGGGAAUGUCUUCACUUGUACACUAUGCAGAAUGUGUUCUUGUGGAAGCCUAGAUAAACUAGGCUUGAUAAUGAGCACGCACUUCAUAUGGGGCCCUUUGCACUUGAUAAAGCUUUUUUUUCCUGUCACCAUCAUAAUUUCUUGGAAUGUUGACUUAGCUGUUUCAAGAAUAUAAUGUGAAAUUUAACGAUAGAACGCUCAUUUAGAAUUGUGUGUAAUGGCUGCAGGCAGCUGCUAUGGAUGUGUGCUUGUAAUCAGUAAACUCAGCCAUGUCUGAAGCAGUGCUUGUCACACUGCUUUGGAAGGAGGACCUACAUGACAUAGGAGUGUCUAAUGGUAAGGCAUACAAGGUAAAGUUCUGCCCUUCUGCAGCUGCCAUUAUAAUGAAGGAGUAGUCUGAUCCUCAUCCAUUGUUAGGCUGAGUUUCAAACUCUAAUAGAUGUUUUACAUUUACAUCUCUGCAUUUCAGAGUUUUCCGGAGUUGUGUAUAUUCUUCUGUAGCACUACACUAACAAAUCUACGUAAGGCAGAGAUGAGUCAGUGUUGUUAAACUGGAAAUGACUGGUUGAAGUUCAAGCAUAGUUUGGGAUUUUGAUGUUUUAUGCUACCAUUUUCCACAUUUUGUCAGAAUUGUUUCAUAUAGCACCUCGGUUCUUUGGAGAGGUAAUUGUUAUAGAUUUAUUUUGGAAUUGUGCUAACUAUUUAGAGAGCCCAGGGAGAAUUUGUCUGCAUUUGGCUGUUCUUUUGGCCAAAGGAUUGUCAGAGAAAAUGCCCCCAAAUGAGGAUUUAUAUAUGAACACAUUUAAACAAAAACUGUAUUCUGAAAUAGUUCUACUUGUAGCAUUAGCUAUGUACUCCAUCAGAGCAAGACACAUGCUUUCUGAAUAAAAUUUAUUUUUUGUA
Catharus ustulatus (Swainson's thrush) is the source of this 6304-nucleotide messenger RNA. It is a transcript of the gene PREX2, whose product is annotated as phosphatidylinositol-3,4,5-trisphosphate dependent Rac exchange factor 2. Bases 259 to 5079 code for a protein of 1606 amino acids. The record is from RefSeq and is a predicted model, not a curated record. Lineage: Eukaryota; Metazoa; Chordata; Aves; Passeriformes; Turdidae. Gene Ontology annotation, molecular function: protein binding; guanyl-nucleotide exchange factor activity. Gene Ontology annotation, biological process: intracellular signal transduction. The transcript is spliced from 40 exons.